Molecule: messenger RNA, 417 nt
Organism: Cladophialophora yegresii CBS 114405
Lineage: Eukaryota; Fungi; Ascomycota; Eurotiomycetes; Chaetothyriales; Herpotrichiellaceae
Exons: 2
Coding region: 1-417 (138 amino acids)
Source: RefSeq, a predicted model, not a curated record
AUGGAGCUUUUCAGCGUUGCAAGCGCAGGCGGAUUAAUCGAAACACCAGAGAGCUGGUUGAAGGGAGAGAUCUAUGGCAUUUCCGGAUGUUUGGAACUUCCCCUGAUUCUCUUCGACUUCAGAAUACCUCUUGCGUAUCGACCUGCAUAUUUGGACAUCACCGAAUGCAGAGUGGUCCUAUGUGCCAAAAGUUCAGGCAGUGGCUACCUCACGAUUGAGGCCGUCACCACCGACCAGCAGCAUGCCUUCGAAAGCAACGCCGCGGCCCUGCACUUCCACCCCAACAUCUCUCCUCCUAUUCUCGGCUUCGACCCCCGCGUCAUCCAAGACGACUUCGACCCAUUUAAUCUUGACUUGAGCCCUCUCGUGGCCUUCGAGACCAAGAUCAACUACGCACAAGACUUGCCGCAAUGGUAG